GUGUCCGCCCCUUCCGCCUCCCUCAUCCGUGAAUGACCGCCAUGGAGGCGGCACCGCUCUUCUCCUUCGGUGUCAUCACAGACAUCCACUACGCGGACGCAGAGGACGGAUACGAUUUCAGCGGGUGCCGACGGCGAUAUUACCGUCAGAGCCUUAACCUGCUGCAGAACGCUGUGGAAGCAUGGGCCACUGAGAGGGUGCCGCUCACCUUCGUGCUGCAGCUGGGUGACAGCAUCGAUGGCCUCAAUGCCCGCAGCGGCGAGGCUGAAGGUGCCUUGGAGCAGGUGCUGGCAGCGCUGGGGCAGCUGUCGGUGCCGGUGCAUCACGCAUGGGGCAACCAUGAGUUCUAUAACUUCAGCCGGGCCCACCUGGUGCACACUGGCCUCAACAGCCGGCCCGCUGGGGCCGUGGCCGGCCCGCCAGCCAGGGACUGCCAGGCCUAUCACUUCAGCCCGGCUGCACAGUUCCGCGUCGUCAUGCUGGACGCCUAUGACCUGAGCAUCCUGGGCAGAGAGCCGGACAGCCCCCGAUACCAGGAGUCCCUGCGGCUGCUGCGGGAGAAGAACCCUAACGACAACCUCAACAGCCCCGCAGGACUCAAAGAACCUCGGUUUGUAGAGUUUAACGGAGGAUUUAGCCAAGGUCAGCUGGACUGGUUCAAUGAAGUCCUCAAAUUCUCUGAUGAAAACCAAGAAAAAGUUAUAGUUAUGGGUCAUCUGCCCAUUCAUCCAGAUGCUUCAGACAGAGUUUGCCUAGCCUGGAAUUAUGAAGAUGCCCUUGCAGUCAUACACUCCCAUCAGUGCGUGGUCUGCUUUCUUGCAGGACACUUGCACGAUGGCGGCUAUUGUUUAGACUCUCAUGGCGUUCAUCAUCUGACUUUAGAGGGGGUUAUUGAAACUCCACCGGAAAGCAAUGCCUUUGGAAUUAUUUAUGUCUAUGAAGAUAAAAUGAUACUAAAGGGAGGGGGCAGAAUUUCAGACAGAGUGAUGCAUUUCUAAAAACAGUAGGCAAAUACAAAUCGCUCUUCUUCAGGAAGUACUUGGACAGAAAAGCAGGGGAUUCAGCUUAUUACUUGCUUGUAGAAAGAUGUGCAUGGCUGAUCCUUACAGCUUUAACUCAAACAUUUUUCUCUCGGAUACAGAAUUUUAGAAAUUACGUUUCUGUAAGAAAACACACGUACUUUCUUUGUGGAGAACAGAGAAGGCCAGUAACCACGUUUGAAAUAAAUAUACUUGAAUGCAGAAUGUUGACUUGAAACACCCAAUCCUUACUGGAUUGUUACUCACUGUGAAAAAAAUGCAAAGCAUAUUAUGAUUAUUGUCAAAAAAACCCCCCAUUUUUUCUACAUCAGUCAGAAUUGAAGCAUGCAGAAUUGUACCUACCCAGCUGCAUUUCCAUUUUUUAUUUUUUUAUUUUUUUUAAACAUCAUUGUCAGACAUGAGACAUAACUGACUGAAUUACCCCACCCUGUGGCCUAAUGCAGUCGUCUUAACGUUGCUUUAAAUUACUAAAAUAAUCUUCAAAACAAGCUAAGCUCAAGGAAAAUGGAGACCAUCUGUGCUACAUCACAUAAUGCAGCAGAUGCCCUCGUUGGGAUCCACGCGUGCACAGCUGUAUUGGCCGACAGCAGUACUGAGUGAAGGAGCCCUGACCUGGGAGGAUGUAAAGCACGUUGCUGUGCUGCGCCUGGAUGCGUUCUGGCUCUCUCCCGGCCAGCUUGUGUCUCCAGUGUAGUCACCUGUGCUUCCUGCUCCAGGAGUGGUAGUGGUGGAACACGCUUACUGUUGCUGGGCUGCUGUCUGGGUUCUGCUUUCCAGGAAAUGAAAUUCUGUCUUGAAUUCUGUCUUCUUAUUUCUCCAUCUCGCAGAAAAUAAAGAUGCAGAAGCUUUCACUGAAUUUUCUUUAGAAAAACAGUGUUUAUUACUCUGUAAACCCAGUAAUUUUCAGUUACAGAUAAUAGCAGUAAUAUUGCUUCAGAUAUAUUCUACAUAUGAUUUUAGUGUAGGAACAGAAAUACAGACUGCUGAAUUUUUCAGUUAGUCUCAAUGGACUAUCCAGGCGGAAAUCUGAAAGUCUUAUGGCUGUAAACAGUCAUUGAUUGAAACAAAGUGUUUGCUUUACUUUUAUGUUACAGAACGGUAGAUUUCCCAAAGUACGAGGUGGCUGGAGAGUGAUCCAGGGAUGCCAGAUGUCUUGAAUAUACAGUGAAUAAGGGAAACUAAUUAGCGUAUAGCAAUUUUAAAACAGAAUAUAUAACUUGGCAACACUUGAGUCAGGCCCCACAAACUCAGGCUUCGCCUGUUUCAUGCUCCAGUACGAAAGAAAACAAUUAGUAAAAUAGUUGGAAUGUAGAAACAGGAUAAGAGAAGCUGUAAAUUAGGGAAUAGUCCUUGGGUAUGAACUAGAAAAAAGACACAAAGUUUGAGGCAUCCUGAUAAAGGGGGCCCAAUAUGCCAACAAGCCUGGGACCAUCUGGGCAGGACGGAUAACAAGGUUGCUGAGCUUGCAAAACGGAGAUCAUAAGAGGUCACCCAGCUGUGUACACUGAAGAAGAGGAGAAAGAAGAAGAUUUGAGGAGGACUAACCACGUGAGAAGGAAACUGUGCAGGUGUAUCAGGACAUUAGCGUAUAUUCAUGAGUUCCCGGAGUAAUAAUGAAUAUGUAUUAAACUUAUCGGAAACCUAAUGAAUAUGUAACUUUUGUAAUAUAAAUCACGUACAAUUUGUUUCUCAUCGAGAUACACGUUCGUGGAAAUAUCCCGGUGCGACUCCCAGUGCUGCAAUAAAGGAUACCCGCUUAAUAGUC
Grus americana (Whooping crane) is the source of this 2805-nucleotide messenger RNA. RefSeq names its product ADP-ribose/CDP-alcohol diphosphatase, manganese dependent (gene ADPRM). The record is from RefSeq and is a predicted model, not a curated record. Gene Ontology annotation, molecular function: CDP-glycerol diphosphatase activity; 2',3'-cyclic-nucleotide 2'-phosphodiesterase activity; manganese ion binding. The transcript is spliced from 3 exons. Bases 33 to 998 code for a protein of 321 amino acids. Lineage: Eukaryota; Metazoa; Chordata; Aves; Gruiformes; Gruidae.